AGGUUUGUAACAACGACUGUCUUGGAAGGGAACGAAGUAAACUGGAAGUAAAUAAUAUGAUUAUUCCUACGUUCCACGUUGACACUAUAGCGGAAUAUUGGCAGUACUUCCAUUUUCAUAUUUAUGUAAAACAAAUUGAAUUAAAAUUUAUACUACAGAUAAAUUUGUCAAAUUUUCCAUUUCACCCUUCUCGUGCACGCCAUCUGGUGUGUAAACCCCAUGAACUAUUACCAACCACAUUCUGCAUCGUUCUGCAUAAUAUUUACCCCAUCCCAAUGCACGCAUUUUUGCGUACGUUAGGCUUGUGUGUUGUCAGUUGUAGAGCGUAGUAAAAAUUAUGUGAAAUGAAAGGAAUAGCCAUUCCUGCUGAGGCAUCGUGUUUAUGGAGAGAUUUGGCGUUGAAGCGGCAAAGUUUAUCUAGGUUAAUUGGGCUGUAAUUGUAACAGUAUUAUUUCUGCAUAAGAAACAACACUGGUCUGAAUAUAUCUUCAUUUAUUGGUUAAAGCUGCUGGCACGUGUAUUGAAACAGACCAAAUUUAGAACAUGUCCAACUGGAAUAUGGACACAUUAUGCAACAGAUUUGCUUCAAAUAUCAGUAUUUGCAGUAAUUAAAUAAUUUUUUAUUUUAUAAGAGUAGUGAUUCAGUUUGCAUUUCACUUAAAAUGAGUCACAGUGAGAGCACUAAUGACAAAAAUGAUAGUAAGAGUGAUAAACCGAAGUCAGGUGUUGUCUUGGAGACGGAACGUAAGACUAGCAGUAAAGUAGGUAUAGGUUUGAUUGAGACUAUUCUAGGGGAAAUGAAAAGUGAAUUUAAUCGAGAAGUGAGAACCACUGAAAAUGUGAAGACAGAGAAAGAAAAAGAUGAAGAUAAAGAUAAAGGCAUCCAAGCGAGCAAAGGAUUGAUUGAUGGCCAGUCUUUGACAGUGAAAGGUGAGGCUCCAGAAUCUGAAACUGAUGAACAAAAACAGAGUGACAUUAAUCUGGACACUGAGUCAGGAGGUAAUAACCAAAACAGCGCUGUUGUGUUUACUGUUAGCUGCGAAAGUGAAAAAGAGAGUGAAGUAAUUGAUAGUGCAGAGACUCCAAGUGAAUCUUCAAAGAAUGACAGUAUAUUAUGCAAGGCAAGUGGUGAUGCUAAACCUAGGAUUGUAAUAACCCUAAAGACAUCAGAGGACUCCAGUGAGGGAACCAAGAAAAUAAAAGCGAAAAGCACACAGGAUAGUGAAUCAAAUAGUGAAGAAGUCUGGAGUUUAGUAAACCCAGAAUUGAAAGGUGAAACAGGUGGUGAAACAUCAGCUGUACCUCCUAAAACUGCUUCUCCCAGUCUAGCAUCAGGGAAGCGUUCUUUACGGAGUCAGGCAGCAGCUGCUGCAGCUAAGGCUACUGUUGAGGAACCAGCAGGUGUGAAGCGUUCAGCACGACGACGCUCAAAAGACUCUCCACGGGAAUCAGUGUUGCAGAGUGCAAUUGCUCGUAAGGAGAAAUCAUUCAGUAAUUUGAGCCAAGGUGAAGAUAAAAUCAGUGCUGCACGGAAUCUGAAGGUGUCAACUUAUCGCUCACCUCGUCUUAGUCCCAUUGAGAAGAACCAAGCUGCAGGGACAACACGAACCUCCAAGUCUCCUGCCAGAGCACCACUGUCUCCAUUUAAAUCUCCGAAGCUUUCUCAGCAGAAUUCAUAUAAUGAUCAGGCUUCUAGGUCUAAUAAGCCUGAAGACAAUGCAAGUACAACUGCAGAACCAACUACCAGGUCGUCUUCAACAGGAAAUAAAUCUACUGUCUUCAGUACAAGUAAGGCUGAAACCACUGUGAAAACAACAGUGAAACCUCAAAACUAUGUUCAAAGUGGUCAUGCUCAAACGUAUACAAAAACUGGAAAACGUCGCUACCGUCCAUACAAAGGUCUCAGGUACUCAUUUACUGGGAACAAUGUCAGGAGAACAAAGCCAUCUCGUCGACAGAUUAAGGAAUCUAAUAGCAACAAUAACGUGGAUGCUGCAGAGAAGAAAUCUCCAGAACCUGAAGAAACAAAUGAGGUAGCAGUAAUGCCCGAGGAGCCACUUGCAACAGUUGUUUCAUCACAGCAAGAGGAACCAGAAUGUGCUGACCCCAUUGCUGAGAGCCAUGCUGCUGAGUUUCCCAGCGUUGAUCUGUGUGGCAGUCGCAGUGGGAGCCCAGUAAUGACUGAAGCAUGUCAGACUACAUCACAAAAGAGAAAGCUGCAACCAGAUGAUCCUGAUGAUAAUGGUGAUGAUGAAGUGAAAGUUGUUUUUGCAGAGGAUGGGAACAAGCGUAGCCGUCUCAACAACAUUCCUUCUCCAAGCCCAGCAGACGGCAGUCAAGUACCAGCAAAACCUGAAUCCACUGCCAUUUCAAGUGGGGCUGGUACUGCUGCGCUGUGUUGCUGUCAGACCAAGUCACAGCUGUUUGUAUCUACUUGUGGCCAGAAUGGCACUGCAAGUGAACUAUACUGUCAAGCUAUGGAUACACUGGAUGAUCGUUUAGUUGGCUGUUGUAAUGCUGUCACUGCCCAGGACACAAGGCUUUCGCGUCCAAGUUGCAGAGUACCAUACCUGAUUUUAUGUGAUGUUCACAUGCAGCGAUUGCUUAGACAUAACUGUUGUCCAGGCUGUGGAGUUUUCUGUACUCAGGGGAAAUUUGUACAGUGUGCGUCAGCUCACUGGUAUCACCGUGACUGCCAGCUGACAGUUGAUUCAGCUUCUGUUUGUCCUCACUGUGGUCUUGAUUCUCCUCACACAGAUGUGAUCCUCACUAUGAGGUCAGGCAAGAACCCAGUGUUUUUGCCUCAGCAGAAGCCACCUAAGAAAGUGCCUUCUGCAAAAAUGACUUUUAGCACCAGCAGGGCAGGAGCGAAGACUGAAGAGGUGACCCUGAGAGAGCCAACACCUCCAUUAGUGCCACCAGCAAUGCUGACUUCACAGAUUUCUUCUACAGGAUUGGACAAGGACAAGUUAGCCGAGUUGUUGAGUGUUGCUUUCAGCAUGCGCAAACCCACAACCCCUGCUCCCAGGUAUUCAUUGAAGAGUUUUUACCAAGCUGCAAAAUCUGGGAAUGCAGAAAAAUUGGUUCAGAUACUAGGAAGUGGACUUAAUCCAAAUCAUUUAUUUCGGGAAUGUUCAAUGGGCACAGCACUUCAUGCAGCAUGUUCAGGUGGACAUCUGUCUAUUGUACACAUCCUUCUGCAGGCGGGGGUACAGCUUGAUGUUUUGGAUCGUGAUCAGAAUACUCCACUUAUGUUGGCAGCAAUGUCAAACCAUAAUGAUGUAGUGAAAUAUUUAGUAAAAGCAGGAGCAAAUGUGAUGAUUAAGGGUAGUGAUGGAAUGACUGCACUUCACCUUGCUGCUAAGGCUGGCAACAUUGAGUCCUGUCACUAUCUUCUAGCUGUAGCAAAUACAGUAAAGACAUACAUUGAUGUUGUUGAUGAUGGAGGCUGGACUCCGCUUGUAUGGGCAGCUGAGCAUUGUCAUGUUGAUGUUGCAAGGUAUUUAUUACAGAACCGAGCUGACCCUCUAAUUCGAGAUGCAGAACAAAACAUAGCACUGCAUUGGUCGGCAUACUCUGGUAGUGUGGAUAUUUCUGAGAUGUUGCUCAACUAUGGCUGUGAAGUCAACAGCACCAAUGUUCAUGGUGACACACCCCUUCACAUUGGAGCUCGACAGAACAUGUACAACUGUGUCCUGUUGCUACUGGCACGUGGGGCGAGAGUUGACAUUACUAAUAAAGCAGGAGACAGUCCUCUUGAUUGCUGCUUAGUUGAGAAUAGUGAUUGUUAUGUAGCAAUUAACCUUAAUAUCCAGCUUAAGGCAAUUGUUGCAAAUCCAAGGGAACGGACCCAGCGUAUUCUAACAAAUGAUAUUUCACGUGGGCAGGAACAAAAUCCUAUCCAGUGUGUGAAUGUGGAGGAUGAUGAGGGAGAACCCACUGACUUUGUGUAUGUGAGUGAGAAUUGUUUCACAUCCAAUAUCUUUGUGGACCGCACUAUCACCUUACUUCAGUCCUGCAAAUGCUUGGAUAUGUGUUCCACUGUGGACUGCCAAUGUGGGAAGAUCAGUCUCAGGUGCUGGUAUGAUGAUCAAGGGCAGCUUCUUCCUGACUUCAACUAUGCAGAUCCACCAAUGUUGUUUGAAUGUAAUCAAGGUUGUUCAUGUAAUCGAAUAACGUGUCAUAACCGAGUGGUACAGCAUGGGUUGACAGCACGAUUUCAGCUAUUUCGUACCAAAGAUAAAGGCUGGGGUGUGCGAACUCUUCGCCCAAUCAGCAAGGGUACAUAUGUUUGUGAGUAUAUUGGUGAGAUCAUCUCAGACUGUGAAGCUGAUCACAGGGAAGAUGAUUCAUAUCUGUUUGAUCUAGAUAAUAGAGAUGGAGAGACAUACUGCAUUGAUGCAAGGCACUAUGGCAAUGUGGCACGUUUCAUCAAUCACAUGUGUGUCCCAAAUUUGCUGCCAGUGCGAGUGUUCAUUGAUCAUCAGGAUCUCCACUUUCCUCGUAUCGCCUUCUUUGCAAACCGAGAUAUCGAAGCCAACGAGGAGCUGGGUUUCGACUAUGGUGAGAAAUUCUGGAUCAUCAAGUGCAAGUCUUUCACCUGUACGUGUGGUGCAGAAACGUGUCGUUACUCAGAGACCACCAUCAAGCAGACACUGGAUAACUACAAUAAGAGACUACUCCAGGAUGAACUCAUGCAGCAGAGUGAAUUGCAGUUGCUUCAGUAAAUGUACAGGUCUCCUUCAUGACCUAUGUGCUGCUGGACUGUGCAUCUACUCAGGGAGAAUUGUGUUAGAAUGAAUAUGUGAAAUUGCAGGCAAAAUAAAGUAAAGUAAUUUAUGUUAGACCAACAACAGUUGAUCUGCUGUCCAAAUAUUCUCCUCCUCUACUAACAUCACAGUAAUAUACAAGUCACUGUCACUGUGAGUUUGAUCGUUCAGUGAACUGUUAACGUUCACUUACAGCUGAUUGGUGAAGAAAUAAAUUUGAAAAUUCGUAGUAACCUGUGGAACAUAGGUGAUGAAUGUUUUCCAUCUCACCGAUGGAAAUUUAAAGAAGUUCCAACCUGCUUGAUAAACAGUUGUAGUAAGUAAUGAUUUAUAUUAUCAAAUAUUAUUGUUGUCAUCAUAAAAUCUGUAAUAAGACACCCUAUACUUAGCAGCAUGUCAACCAAUAAAAUAUUCUGUGCUACUUAGGCAAAUCAUAGUGAUUGUUUGCCAAGGCUGUUAUAGAACAUGUUGAGUUUGUUUAUGUGUCGUCAGUUUUACAGUAUUGUGUGUAAUGGGUUUUACUUCUCCAGCCAGGCAUGUGCCUGCUUAGAGACUUUGGACAAGGAAUUUUGGAAACUGAAAUACAGGGUGUCCGGAUGAAAGGUAUCCAAAAUAAAAUCAUUAUAUCUCAGAAAAAGUUUAUUAUACACAUUAAUGUGUUACUCCAUUACAAAGGGAUACUAUCAUUUUUUUGCGUAUAUAAUUUUCUCAAUAAAUUUAAAUGUGUGCUCCCUUGGUGGCACAACAAAUAUCCAAGUUUGAAGAAUGUUUGGUGUUACCAUUAAAUUCGUUAAAAAAUAAAUCUUCUUGUGGAUAUGAUGGGUUGUCAAAUAAAAUCAUUAAAUUAUGUGGUGAACAGAUAGCAAAACCACUUACUUAUAUUUAUAAUCUUUCUGUAAGUUCGGGCAUAUGUCCUGACCGAUUGAAAUUUGCAAAUAUUAUACCAUGUUUUAAGAAAGGUGAUGUUACUGAAAUUGCGAACUAUAGACUGAUAUCUUUAUUGACAAGUUUCUCUAAAUUAUUUGAAAUAUUAGUGUUUAGCAGGCUUAAACAGCAUUUUAUAAGAAAUGAUAUCCUGGCUCCUGAGCAAUAUAGCUUUCGUAAGGAUAUUUCUACACAAACCACAGUCUUUCAUCUAACUGAUACUGUUCUUAAAGCAUGGAAGAAUAAGGAGUUUGUGGUAGGUAUUUUUUGUGAUUUGAUAAGGCCUUUGAUUGUGUCAGUCAUGAUCUGUUGAUUCAAAAGUUGAAAAUUUAUAGAGUCAAAGGGCCUAUUUUGAAAUGGUUGGAGACUUGUUUAAAAAAUAGAAUGCAAAGAGUUGUGCUGCAUACUUGUAAUUCGACUACUACAGUCUCUGAAUGGAAAUCUAUAAGGUUUGGUGUUCCACACAGAUCUGUUCUGGGACCAGUGUUGCUUAAUGUUUAUAUUGUAACGUGUUUUUUCCACUGAAGACGCUGUUUGGAUUGUUAAUUUGAGCCGUCGAGUCCCUUGACCCUGUGGGUCGAGAACCACGCUCUGCUACCACUUUGAGCCGUCGAGUCCCUCGACCCUGUGGGUCGAGAACCCAGUUCUCCUACCCACUUAGUCCCGUGAACUCCUUUUCAAUAUGGGUAAGGGACAGGCUCAUGAGAACGACUUGCUUGUACGUGAUGCACUA
This is a messenger RNA of Cryptotermes secundus, 6426 nucleotides long. It is a transcript of the gene G9a, whose product is annotated as histone-lysine N-methyltransferase EHMT2. Gene Ontology annotation, molecular function: protein-lysine N-methyltransferase activity; histone methyltransferase activity; zinc ion binding. Lineage: Eukaryota; Metazoa; Arthropoda; Insecta; Blattodea; Kalotermitidae. Bases 663 to 4727 code for a protein of 1354 amino acids. The record is from RefSeq and is a predicted model, not a curated record. The transcript is spliced from 17 exons. Gene Ontology annotation, cellular component: nucleus.